Triticum dicoccoides is the source of this 1430-nucleotide messenger RNA. RefSeq lists its product as uncharacterized. The record is from RefSeq and is a predicted model, not a curated record. Lineage: Eukaryota; Viridiplantae; Streptophyta; Magnoliopsida; Poales; Poaceae. The coding region runs from base 171 to 1097 and encodes 308 amino acids. The transcript is spliced from 8 exons.
CUCGCGCACUCGCAGCCCUAUCGCCUCGCUCUCCCUCCAGCAGAACAGGGGGAGUUCGAUCUGGAUCUGCAGUUGCGGCGGCUUGCAGAGGCACCCCCAGGCUGCUCCGCUGCUGCUCCUUGGCUGUUGGCUCGCACCGGGAAGACGAAGAGAAGAAAAGAAAGCCCAGCAUGGAUCAAAUGGAAGUGGAUCAGCAACCGCAACAACCACACCAUCAAAGUGAGAAACAAAUAUUCGAUAGAUGCAUGAGAAAUAAAGCCAGAGACUUUCGUGAUAAAAGCUAUGGGAUUGUUAAGACCCAUGGUGUCGCCUAUAAUAGGGAGAUUGGAAGAACUGUGACAGCUUAUGCUCACAUCCCCCAAAGUGUAGACUCCUGGUUAAAUUCAUUAAGUAUUCAAGGUUCCGUUGACGUUCCCACAAUUUUAAAAGAUAGUAUUAGGGAUUUGUAUGAGCUACUUGAGAGGUUAUGGGACAAAAACAUGACAGUAGAUGAUGUGGGCCUUAGUGGAACUUAUGGUCUCAAUGGCGACAUGAUGCAAAUUAAACCAUCCCAUGUUCGUGUAAGGAAUCUUGAUGCUAGGCGGCCUUCGCAAGGUUUGGCAGACAUGAUAUUCCGCAAUAUUUUGAACCGCUGGACAAAUGAUGUUGAACUAAGGCACUUUCAUCAAUUCCUCCUUAAUACAAAUAUAUGCAAAGAAGAUGUCCUCAAUCAUCCAUUCCUAGGAAACUCCGGUGCUAGGGAGGGCAUGUACAAGAAAUUGUUUAGAAGAAAUUUUACCCAACGUCAAAAAGAUUGGUUGCAGAACAACAUUAACACACAAGGGUGGCAAGUCCGAGUUGAUCCUGCUGAUCCAAAUGCAGAUUUUGGUUUUAGAGAGAUUAUGCUUUUUCAGAAACAAAAUAAGUGGGCCAAUGCGUUUGAGCCAAAUACUUGGGGUGCCUUACACUUUGCAAAAAUAGCCGUAUCCCAUUAUCACGAACAUGAUCCUGUCGGGCGUCCCCAGCUUGAUGCUAAGCUCAAGGAUCUUCUACCUGGACUACUUGCUGGAGUAUAUGGUGCAACGUUUAAUCGGGACUUUUUAAAAGGUCCCGGAUGAUCUACCUGGCCUUCCUUCGCUUAACUGGAGUGUGUGGUGCCAAACCACUUUCAAGGUCUCGGCUAGUUGACUACUCCCUCCAUCCCAAAAUUCUUGUCUUAGAUUUGUCUAAAUACGGAUGUAUCUAGUUGCAUUUUAGUGUUUGAUACAUCCGUAUCUAGACAAAUGUAAGACAAGAAUUUUGGGACGGAGGGAGUACUUAUUAUCUAAACUUUAGGGCUACUUAUCCAACUUGUACGCAUGUGAGCUUGUGAGCCACUGUGGCACUAUUGACUUGGAACACAUUUGUUGUUGUGUGCUUGCUUUGUUCUUUGGAUUUUUUAUCCUUUGUUG